Messenger RNA from Ruditapes philippinarum (Manila clam), 2297 nucleotides. RefSeq lists its product as uncharacterized. Gene Ontology annotation, molecular function: protein binding. The record is from RefSeq and is a predicted model, not a curated record. Lineage: Eukaryota; Metazoa; Mollusca; Bivalvia; Venerida; Veneridae.
AAUCCGGCGGCGAACUAUCAACAUCUGGUGUAAAUAGCAACGAAACUAAAGGAUUGGGCAGUAUUGAGUCGUUAGAAGCUAAAGUUACAGCUAUUGCAUUGCUCUUGAAAAUUGACGAUGAGAUCAGUACGGACGUUACAAAAACAAAAACCGGUAUAACAUCGGGAAUUUUAGACAAAAUUGAAACGAAAGUAACGUCACUUUCUCUUCAAGUUCAAGAUCUAAAGAAAACUAAUGCCGUGCUAGGGAAGGUUGUGACGAAAACAUUAUCCGCAGAGAAAGGUAGUCGCAAAAGGUUCGAGUCCGUAUUUACAAAUGCAGUGGAAAACAUAAACAAUUCUGUUGGUGAUAUGAAGAUUGAAACAGAAAGCCUUAUUGACAAAAAUAGUGAUAAAUUGAUUGAAAGAUUUGACAAAUCAUUUAAGAUGAUGAAAGACGAUACAGUGAAUAUCAACCAGACACUCAAUGAGGAAAUUAACAUUUUAACCGAUUCUUUACAUAGUCUAACGGAAGAAUGGUCAGGCGCAAACAAAAACGUCGAUGGUCAGUGGGCAAAUUGGUCCAGCUGGACCUCAUGUGACGUCACGUGUGGCAAUGGGAGACAAUUACGGACAAGACGAUGUACAAAUCCAAUGCCCGAGAAUAAAGGAAAGGAUUGUAUUGGAGAAAGUUUAAUGAGUAAACAAUGUUCAAAAGAAAGCUGUACAGUCGAUGGUCAGUGGGCAAAGUGGUCAAGCUGGACCUCAUGUGACGUCACGUGUGGCAAUGGGAGACAAUUACGGACAAGACGAUGUACAAAUCCAAUGCCCGAGAAUAAAGGAAUGGAUUGUAUUGGAGAAAGUUUACAGAGUAAACAAUGUUCAAACGAAAGCUGUACAGUCGAUGGUCAGUGGGCAAAGUGGUCAAGCUGGACCUCAUGUGACGUCACGUGUGGCAAUGGGAGACAAUUACGGACAAGACGAUGUACAAAUCCAAUGCCCGAGAAUAAAGGAAAGGAUUGUAUUGGAGAAAGUUUACAGAGUAAACAAUGUUCAAAAAAAAGCUGUACAGUCGAUGGUCAGUGGGCAAAGUGGUCCAGCUGGACCUCAUGUGACGUCACGUGUGGCAAUGGGAGACAAUUACGGACAAGACGAUGUACAAAUCCAAUGCCCGAGAAUAAAGGAAAGGAUUGUAUUGGAGAAAGUUUACAGAAUAAACAAUGUUCAAAAAAAAGCUGUACAGUCGAUGGUCAGUGGGCAAACUGGUCCAGCUGGACCUCAUGUGACGUCACGUGUGGCAAUGGGAGACAAUUACGGACAAGACGAUGCACAAAUCCAAUGCCCGAGAAUAAAGGAAGGGAUUGUAUUGGAGAAAGUCUACAGAUUAAUCGGUGUUCAAAAGAAAGCUGUACAGCAUUCAAGUCUGCAUUUUCUGUUACAAAUCCAAAAUUCUACAGCAGCAUCAAUGGAUUUUACAAACUGACCUUUUCUUAUACCAUUUACCAGUAUGGUAAUGAUUUUAGUAUCUCGACAGGAACUUACACCUGUAGCAAAUCCGGUGUUUACCAUUUUUCUGUUACGUUGGUAAAGAAACGGUCAUCAUCAAGGGUUGAUCUUGUUUCUUGUUAUCUUUACAAGAAUUGGCAGACUCUGAUAAGAGUAAGAGUUGAUCCAACUGAUGAUGAUACAGACAAAGGAAAUGCUGCUAUAUCACAGUCUAUAGUGGUAAAUCUUGAUGUUGGAGACACUGUGUUCCUUACUGACUGCAGCAAUCCGCCAAGCAAAUACAUGGAAUAUUGGUCUUCGUUUACUGGAUUUCUCCUAUAUGACAACAAUUGAAUUUUGCAUUUGUCCGGAAAAAAAUUGUUCUUAACUAAAUCUGUUGUUUAUAAUAAUCUUAUUUUCAAUACGGUGCUUAUGAAAUUAACAAUGUUUGUCUAUGGUUGUGAAAAAAAUAAAUAUUUAGUGAUGACAUUAAAAGCCCUUUUGCUAAAAGUACGAAUUCAUCCUGUUAUGUAAUUAAAGCCGCUCAUCGGAUUUUAGAUGGUUUUUUUUGUAUAUCAAGUUUUUUCAACUAAGACGUUGAUGCUUAGUAACGCAUUUAUAAAGAUUUGCAGUGCUUGUAAAUAACAAUUUUGUCUGAAAUUAUGCUUUUGCUGAAUGCAACAGAAUCAGGGAGAUGGUAUUCUUUUUUAUUAAACUGAUAAGAAUGCAUUGUUGGAAUAAGAUUGACUGAUGCUAAUUGCUCACUAAAUAUGUGUCUGAUUAUGUUAUUAAAGUUCAUGUCUGUUCACUAAAUAAAUAAAUUUGUGUACAAGA